Callithrix jacchus (white-tufted-ear marmoset) is the source of this 5806-nucleotide messenger RNA. It is a transcript of the gene VAV3, whose product is annotated as vav guanine nucleotide exchange factor 3. Gene Ontology annotation, cellular component: cytoplasm; plasma membrane. Gene Ontology annotation, molecular function: protein binding; guanyl-nucleotide exchange factor activity. The record is from RefSeq and is a predicted model, not a curated record. NCBI's taxonomy places the organism in Eukaryota, Metazoa, Chordata, Mammalia, Primates, Cebidae. Gene Ontology annotation, biological process: cell migration; regulation of GTPase activity; intracellular signal transduction.
GAACUGCCACCACGAACAGUUCCGAGCCUGACGGGGAAGGGGAAACAAGCUCCAAGUGAAAAUCACCUCGCGAGGAAAUAGGCUCCGAGAUGGGGGCUGUUUCUGCAGGCGUCUCCACACACGCACUCUCACUUUCAGGGUGCCAAAACACCCCUAGGGGCAACUAGGAGGAACAGGCUGAGGAAUCAGCUGUGGAGAAUGGAGGGGAUAGACCUGGAAGGCGCGCGGGGGCGACGAUCUCUAAAACUUUCAGCGCCGUGCUCUACGGAUGCUCUGGGCACUUUUUUUCAUUUCUCUAGGGAGUCCGGGUGCCCCAAUUAAUCCGUCGCUCCUAUGAGCAUUUGUUGUUUAGGGGGCCCUGGGAGAGCCCCUAGUAUUACACUGUUCAGCUACACUCCCCGCAAAGCCGGGAACCCGCCCCGAGAGAAGACCCCAGGACGCCGGGGGCUGCGUGAGCCCCGCGAGUCUGCGGGCUGGGGCGCGGGAUCCCCUUUGUGGCCACCGCCCCCUCCGCCGGCCCCUCCCCCGCGCCCCGCCCUCGGCCACAGACCCCAGCCCCGGCCGCCGGCACGCUCCCACCCGCGCCUCUGGGGACUCGCGGACGGCAGCGAGACCGGCCGGCGCGCUGGGCAUGCUCAGUGGCGGGCCAGGCGCUGGAGUCGGAAGCCCGUGCGCGGCCGCCGCCGCCAAGCCGGCCGGGGCGCACGGAGAGCGCGCGGGACUCGCUGCAGCUGCGGCCCGGUCGCGGCGCACCCGGGCCGGGACCGGAGCCGAGCCCAGCGCUGCACCCGCGACCCGCCGGCCGCGGCGCCUGCUCCCUGGAUCCCGCGCGGGGAAGGGGCCGGCGGCGGCUGGCGUCGGCGGGGCGCGGAGGAGCCGCGGCGGCCGCAUCCUCCCCGCCCGCCCCGGCCCGGCAGUGUCCCGGAGCCGUCGGGCAUGGAGCCGUGGAAGCAGUGCGCGCAGUGGCUCAUCCAUUGCAAGGUGCUGCCCGCCAACCACCGGGUGACCUGGGACUCGGCGCAGGUGUUCGACCUGGCACAGACCCUCCGCGAUGGAGUCCUGCUCUGCCAGCUGCUUAACAACCUCCGGGCGCACUCCAUCAACCUGAAGGAGAUCAACCUGAGGCCGCAGAUGUCCCAGUUUCUCUGUUUGAAGAACAUAAGGACAUUUCUCACGGCCUGUUGUGAGACGUUUGGAAUGAGGAAAAGUGAACUCUUCGAAGCAUUUGACCUGUUUGAUGUUCGUGACUUUGGAAAGGUUAUAGAGACAUUAUCACGACUUUCUCGAACGCCUAUAGCAUUGGCCACAGGAAUCAGGCCCUUCCCGACAGAAGAAAGCAUUAAUGAUGAAGACAUCUACAAAGGCCUUCCUGAUUUAAUAGAUGAAACCCUUGUAGAAGAUGAAGAAGAUCUCUAUGACUGUGUUUAUGGAGAAGACGAAGGUGGAGAAGUCUAUGAGGACUUAAUGAAGGCAGAGGAAGCACAUCAACCCAAAUGUCCAGAAAAUGAUAUACGAACUUGUUGUCUAGCAGAAAUUAAGCAGACAGAAGAAAAAUACACAGAAACUUUGGAGUCUAUAGAGAAAUAUUUCAUGGCGCCACUAAAAAGAUUUCUGACAGCAGCAGAAUUUGAUUCAGUAUUCAUCAACAUUCCUGAACUUGUAAAACUUCAUCGGAACCUAAUGCAAGAGAUUCAUGAUUCCAUUGUAAAUAAAAAUGACCAGAAUUUGUACCAAGUUUUUAUUAACUACAAGGAAAGAUUGGUUAUUUAUGGGCAGUACUGCAGUGGAGUGGAGUCAGCCAUCUCUAGUUUAGACUACAUUUCUAAGACAAAAGAAGAUGUCAAACUGAAAUUAGAGGAAUGCUCCAAAAGAGCAAAUAAUGGGAAAUUUACUCUUCGAGACUUGCUUGUGGUUCCUAUGCAACGUGUUUUGAAGUACCACCUUCUCCUCCAGGAACUGGUCAAACAUACCACUGAUCCGACUGAGAAGGCGAAUCUAAAACUGGCUCUCGAUGCCAUGAAGGACUUGGCACAAUAUGUGAAUGAAGUGAAAAGAGAUAAUGAGACCCUUCGUGAAAUUAAACAGUUUCAGCUAUCUAUAGAGAAUUUGAACCAACCAGUUUUGCUUUUUGGACGACCUCAGGGAGAUGGUGAAAUUCGAAUAACCACUCUAGACAAGCAUACAAAACAAGAAAGGCAUAUCUUCUUAUUUGAUCUGGCAGUGAUCGUAUGUAAGAGAAAGGGUGAUAACUAUGAAAUGAAGGAAAUAAUAGAUCUUCAGCAGUACAAGAUAGCCAAUAAUCCUACAACUGAUAAAGAAAAUAAAAAGUGGUCUUAUGGCUUCUACCUCAUCCAUACCCAAGGACAAAAUGGGUUAGAAUUUUAUUGCAAAACAAAAGAUUUAAAGAAGAAAUGGCUGGAGCAGUUUGAAAUGGCUUUGUCUAACAUAAGGCCAGACUAUGCAGACUCCAAUUUCCACGACUUCAAGAUGCACACCUUCACUAGAGUCACAUCCUGCAAAGUCUGCCAGAUGCUCCUGAGGGGAACAUUUUAUCAAGGCUAUUUAUGUUUUAAGUGUGGAGCGAGAGCACACAAAGAAUGUUUGGGAAGAGUAGACAAUUGUGGCAGAGUUAAUUCUGGUGAACAAGGGACACUCAAACUACCGGAGAAACGGACCAAUGGACUCCGAAGAACUCCUAAACAGGUGGAUCCAGGUUUACCAAAGAUGCAGGUCAUUAGGAACUAUUCUGGAACACCACCCCCAGCUCUUCAUGAAGGACCCCCUUUACACCUCCAGGCCGGGGAUACUGUUGAGCUUCUGAGAGGAGAUGCACACAGUCUGUUUUGGCAGGGCAGAAAUUUAGCAUCUGGAGAGGUUGGAUUUUUUCCAAGUGAUGCUGUCAAGCCUUGCCCAUGUGUGCCCAAACCAGUAGAUUAUUCUUGCCAACCCUGGUAUGCUGGAGCAAUGGAAAGAUUGCAAGCCGAGACUGAACUUAUUAAUAGGGUAAAUAGUACUUACCUUGUGAGGCACAGGACCAAAGAGUCAGGAGAAUAUGCAAUUAGCAUUAAGUACAAUAAUGAAGCAAAGCACAUCAAGAUUUUAACAAGAGAUGGCUUUUUUCACAUUGCAGAAAAUAGAAAAUUUAAAAGUUUAAUGGAACUUGUGGAGUACUACAAGCAUCAUUCUCUCAAGGAAGGGUUCAGAACCUUAGAUACAACUCUGCAGUUCCCAUACAAGGAGCCAGAACAUUCAGCGGGACAGAGGGGUAAUCGACCAGGCAACAGCUAUAUGCUGCUAUCAUCUAAAAAUAACAUUUGCCAAGCAUUAUUACCUCGGGAAACUGGGUUGGACAGAAAUGGCAUCUCCAUUACUUCUAAAAGGCCUUGGAGGAUACAGAGCAAGCAAGCCCCCUCUUUGUUCUGUGGCUUUUCUUUUGUAACUCCUCCAGGCUACAGCUUUGUUCCCCCUUCUUCCACUCCUUUCUGGUCAGUGUUAAGCCCAAAAGUGCUGGGCAUUGCCAUCGCUCGGUAUGACUUCUGUGCAAGAGAUAUGCGAGAGUUGUCCUUAUUGAAAGGAGAUGUGGUGAAGAUUUACACAAAGAUGAGUGCAAAUGGCUGGUGGAGAGGAGAAGUGAACGGCAGGGUGGGCUGGUUUCCAUCCACAUAUGUGGAAGAGGAUGAAUAAAUUCAAAUCCAGCAUUGCAUCCUGCACCAAAAAUUUCAGAGAAGUGAUAAACAGAGGCCUGCACAGCAUUGUGAAUUAACUGAAGUGUUUAAAAAGCUGCAUUUCUGGCUGUUCAACAUCCUCGCUCCUUAACCCCUCCUAAGUCUUAAUGCUGAGAUUUCUAAAAGAUGCUGGUACUGACAGAUUAAUGGCUUGCCUAGAGCUGUUCAAGAAGCAGCCUGCCUGUCUGUCAUUGUCAGGGACCAGGGCAAAGCCAAGAGCUGUUCUUCCCAGAAGAGCCCUGCAAACACAUUGGUUCAUGUGUCUCUACUUCAUCUGGUCAGAUACCAUGAAUGCUAGUCAUUAGUAAAUCUUUAAUACAGUUUUGCUUUAUUCUCACCUGCCAUUCACCAGAUUAUGAUGGUGCAAAGAAGCAGAAGUAUAAUUUUUCUUUUCCCAGCAUGAAGAAACAUUGGCGCUCUGCCAUUUGAGCAGCUUACUGGAAAGAUCCAGCCUUACUCGUCUUAAACUGUCCAACAAGGUGACUCAUUGCCCGACAAACACUUUUACCCUCAGAUGUUACUUGUGUUAUUAUUAAAUAUGAGGCCAGUGCUCAGGUUAGCAUCAUAAAGUGAAAUAUCCCUGAAGGGUUUUAAUUAUUCAUUUGGUGUCCUGGUUAUACUUGCAAACCUCUUUAUAAAAAGGGAAAAAACACAUAAAAGAGAGAGUAAUCUUCAUAGUUAACCUUCACAAUCUUUAUGAUUUCAUAGGAUUAUUUUGGAAAUCUAGUACUUGACUUUAUGAAAGAAUCUUGGCUGGGUGUAUUAUGUGUAGUUGCCAAUAAUCUGAAUAAGGUGGUAUUGUUGACAGAAACAGAUCAAGGGCUAUAAAUUAUGUCAUUUUAGAGCAGCAAUAUCUAUUAACACAUGCCUUUUCCUCCCACCCCCCCUCCCCCCCGACACAAAAAUUACUUUUUGAUUCCCACAUUUUCUUAGAGCACAAACAACUUCAUUAAGGAUUUUGGAAGGAAAGCACAGCUAGGUCCUUUAUUCAUUUCUGGGACAGAAAAAGGGACAUUGGGCUUUCAGUUUCUCUCAGAGUCUCGCCCUGGGCAGCCUGUCCUGGGAGUGUAUUAACAGGAGGGAAGAUCAGCCUUGCAGUACAUUUGUUUUGCCAAGCCAUCACUCUUGAGCCCCCAGUCGAGGCAGUCCAGUUAAGACACUGACUUGGCCCUUCCCUGAUGAAAUACUUCCUCCAUUGCUGAAGUCGUAUACUGACAAGAUUGAGAGAGUUUUCAUUUUUGGAAAAAUAACAACAACCCAAAGUUAGAAGCAUUAACUUAGUAGAGCUGAACCAGGGGCAUUCAAUUCUGAAAUUUCAAAUCAUCUCUGAAACGGAGCGGGUGUGGCCUGCCCUCUCCUCAAGCCAUUUGGGUACCAGAAUUCAUGGUUGACUGGAUACAUCCCCCUGUUAGAGACCCUCAUGGGCUAGGACUUUUCAUCUAGGGUAGAUUCAAGACCUUUACCUCAGAAUUAUGUAAACUGUGAUUGUGUUUUAGAAAAAUUCUUAUUUGCUAAAACUAGUUAAGUCGUUGUAUAUGUGUAAAUGAUGACAAAAAUGUAUUUUAUAAAAUGUUCUGUACAGUAGAGUUACACCUCAAAGUGUACUGUUGGAAUGGAUUCCUUUCUAUAAAGUCUUAUCGGUGACUCUGUCUCGGGAAUGUUUUGUCUGUUGCCAUCAGCCAACUUUGUUGUGGAGGGAGCAGCCUCACCCAGGCAGAACACUCCUGUGGAUGGUAUUGUAGCAUGUUUUGUUUGUUUUAGUCAACAGACCCUCUCCUUAUACGUAGUGUUUAGUCUUCCUGUUGCAUUUCAUGGGCCCAGGGGUUUCCUAGCAGAGGAUAUUAGAGCCCCUUUUUCGUGACAUUACUGAUUACAUCCCUGUCUAUGUUUAAUACUUUGUAUUGGAAACUUUAAAUGCUGCGGAUUUGUGUAGAGUUCUAAUACCAAAGACGGAAGUAAGUGUUUUCCAUAUACUUUGUCUUGCCUGUAUGCAGCCCUUGUGUAAUAUGGUGAAUUAGAGUGGUAUUUCGCUUUGUAUUAUUUUGUAAAUAUGUCAAUACAAUAAAUAGUGACUAAGUUGA